Messenger RNA from Mustela lutreola (European mink), 2665 nucleotides. It is a transcript of the gene ASB13, whose product is annotated as ankyrin repeat and SOCS box containing 13. Lineage: Eukaryota; Metazoa; Chordata; Mammalia; Carnivora; Mustelidae. Gene Ontology annotation, biological process: intracellular signal transduction; positive regulation of protein catabolic process; protein ubiquitination. The transcript has 6 exons. The record is from RefSeq and is a predicted model, not a curated record. The coding region runs from base 88 to 924 and encodes 278 amino acids. Gene Ontology annotation, molecular function: protein binding.
GCCCGCCCAGCCCGCGGAGCCCCGCCCAGGUCGCGGGCGCCGGAGUCGCCGGGAGUGCGGGCGCGCGGCGGCGAGCGGGCGGGCGGCAUGGAGGCCCGCGGGCCGGACGGCUGCUUCCUGGGCGACGUGGGUUUCUGGGUGGAGCGCACCCCCGUGCACGAGGCGGCCCAGCGCGGCGAGACCCUCCAGCUGCAGCGGCUGAUCGAGAGCGGCGCGUGUGUCAACCAGGUCACGGUGGACUCCAUCACGCCCCUGCACGCGGCCAGUCUGCAGGGCCAGGCGCAGUGUGUGCAGCUGCUGCUGGCAGCCGGGGCCCAGGUGGACGCCCGCAACAUCGAUGGCAGCACACCCCUGUGCGAUGCCUGUGCCUCAGGCAGCAUCGAGUGCGUGAAGCUCCUGCUCGCCUACGGGGCCAAGGUCAACCCGCCCCUGUACACGGCAUCCCCGCUGCACGAGGCCUGCAUGAGCGGAAGCUCUGAGUGCGUGAGGCUGCUUAUUGACGUCGGGGCCAACCUGGAGGCGCAUGACUGCCAUUUCGGGACCCCUCUUCACGUGGCCUGUGCCCGGGAGCAUCUGGACUGCGUCAAAAUGCUGCUUAAUGCAGGGGCCAAUGUGAACGCGGCGAAGCUUCACGAGACCGCCCUGCAUCACGCAGCCAAGGUGAAGAACGUUGACCUCAUCGAGAUGCUCGUUGAGUUUGGAGGCAACAUCUACGCGCGGGACAACCGGGGGAAGAAGCCGUCCGACUACACGUGGAGCAGCAGCGCGCCGGCCAAGUGCCUGGAGUUCUACGAAAAAACACCUCUGACCCUGUCGCAGCUCUGCCGGGUGAGCCUGAGGAGGGCUACUGGCGUCCGAGGCCUGGAGAAGAUCACCAAGUUGAACAUCCCUCCCCGGCUCAUCGACUAUCUUUCCUACAACUGAGCCGCAAGCCUGGGAGGCAGGAGGUGGCCAGGGCGCCGGGGGUGGGGGUCCCCUGGCUGCCGGCCUUGCCGAGCCUAGCGGCUGGGCCGCAAGGACUGGCCUUGUCUGCAGCCGCCCGACUGCUGGAGCCAGAACACGUUCCCUGCGUCCCGGCUGCCUGCCCUGCUCUGUCUCCUCUGCAGACCUGCGGGGGAUACUUCCAAGGCCCUGGGAAGGCCCGGCCUCAGCUUCUGCAGGGAGCAUGGCCCCGUGCUGCCUCGCCUGGAAUUCUGCUCUCUCCUCGGGCCCAGCCAUCCGGUGUCCUUUCACUGACCUUCCUCAGGGGGACUCUCAGGGAGGACUCUUCUGGGAGCACAGGAGAAGGCCACGCGGGGCUGAGGGUCCAGGGCCCUGCUGCCCCAGAGCCCGGGGCACCUUCGGCACUAGCGCGGUCCUGGGUGUCCGAAGGGGGAAGGACCCUGUGCUGCAGAGGUCAGGUCCUGACCGUGUGGUUGGGGACAGCUGCUUUGAUGACAUCCUGCUACUUGGACGCUUUUUUCUGGAGCUGUGCUCGGCACUCUACAAGGUCCCCCUGUGCCCAGGCAGACCUGACACUCAGGGGGGUUUGCAGGGGUGUUGGUGGGGGAAGCCUUGGGCAGAUUACUCCCCACACCUAGCACAGGGACUCUCCAUGCCUCAGCUCUGCAGAAGUUUAUGUUGGGGAUACAAUCUUGAAUUAGAGCAGACACAGGCUGCCGCGCUGAGGUUUUGUUUACAGGUCUGCAGAACCCCAGAGGAUGUGCAGGAGUGUCCGCAUGUAUUCCGGGAGAAGCUUCCAACAUGAAGGACCGUUAGGAGCCCCUCUAGGGAGGACCGCUCCUCUGGAUGAAUGGAUUCUCUCCUUACCCUAGAGUGUGCUCACUCCCCGAAGCUCUGAAAUUGUUAGGUCAGGGAGAUUGCUGGCUCCCGGGAUGAGCAGCUGCUGACUCGUGCCUUUAGUAGGGACUUCCGGGACGUCUGUGAUGCUGGGAACUGUCCGAGUGCUGAGCUGCGUAGGAAUCAGACUCUUUCCCCAAGGCAGGGGAAGAAAACGUUUUUCCGGUCUGUUCCUGUAGUAACAGAGACAUGAGCUCUACACUCUCGGCCAUGAGACGAACCCUUCAGUGGUACAGUUACAUGGCCUCUGUGUCAGAUUCUCUCUCCUGAUUUAAAAACACAAAAACCAGGCAGUUCAACUAGAGGACGUUUGCAUAAUUCGUGCAGGAGUAUUUGGUUUCUGGGGACACAGGGAAGGCACCACUGGGAAACGAGGCUGGGAGUUGUGCCCGAAGGCCAAUGUCCCGACCUGCUCUCAGGGGAGUGUGUGGGGCAGAAAGAGGCUGCACUGGGGAAGCCAGGCGUGGGCGCGUCUCGUCUCCUCGGGGUUCCUUGGUGGGGCCGCAGAUCUGGGGAGAGUUUCAUGGUGGUGGCCAGUGGGCAUUUUCUGGCUUGAAAAUGACAUUGAUGCAUUGUCAAGGUGGUGCCUCGCUGAGUGCCGGGAAUGGGUCACUCCCCUUCCAGUGCCAUGUGAGAUCCGAGUUUGGGGCAGAUGGUUUUGCACGUACUAACAACAACAAUGAAAAAAUCUCUGGGUUCUGCCCAUCCACCUGUGUAACAGAAACUGGCCUCUAGCCACGAAUGCUGAUGCGCUUUCUCCCGUGGACUAGAGUGCAGAGUCCGUCCCCACACUCACUGCUCAAUAAAAAUUGUUUCAUAGAGUCCA